CGUCAGCUGGUUCGUAUGUGCAAGCGUCAAGAUAGACAUGGCGGCGCUGGUGCCUGGAAACCAGUAUGGGUUGUCAUCCCCCGUGAAUUUUGUGGAAAAUAAAGAAGUUAUUUUUGUGAAACUUACAGACUCAGCGUUUAGAGCAAUAGAAGACUACCUGAAGAAUAAAAAUAAGGCUACGCAGACGCCGACAAUUCAGUUCCUAGGAAAUGAUGGGCACCUAUCGUUCCCAACGUGCAGAGGAGAGGCUGCGAGGUUCAACUUCAGUUUAUCGUCCAAUCAGGACAUUGAGGGGCCGCAAGGAAGUUUCGAAUGCAUACAACAGACUGGUUCCAGGUGCCUGGAGAGCCUGGGGGCAGUUCACUGCCGGAUGCGGAUCAUGGCAAAGGAGGACGUGUACGAGACCACCGUGCACAGGAUGGCUGCGAUGGAGCAGCAGCACAAGCAGAACUGCGCCAGAGAGAUUGAGCUAGACAAGGCUGGAAUGGGGAGGAAGUACCGACGGAGUAAGCCCUCCGCAUCCAUACCACCCGCCCGCAACGGUCUGCCACACGCCCACACACACGCACCCGCCCCUUCUCACACCAAGCCGCAGGGCAACAACCAUGCCCAGAAGCCGGGCAACCCGGAUAUCAUGAGGAGGCCCAUCAGGGACCGACUAAUCCAUAUGUUAGCAGUAAGGCCUUACAAAAAGCCGGAACUGUACUCUGCAAUCAAUAGAGAGGGUGUCCGGGACCGAGACAAGACACACCUGAUGUCCACGUUAGCCAGCAUAGCUACAGUCAGGGAUAACACUUACCACUUGAUGCGGCACGUGUGGAACGACGUGCAAGAGGAUUGGCCCUUCUACACGGAGCAGGACCGGCAGAUGCUCAAGAGGCGGAAACCACAGAACCUGACGCCGCCGGGCAGCAGUGACGGGGGCAGCUCGGCGGGCAGCGGACAAUCCCCCUCCAGUGUCCACCCAGGCAGUCCACCGUCCGCCAUCGAGGGCCCACCACUCAAGCGGCCCGGUUACUACAACGGUGCUGAUGGUCUGCCCACCAAGCGCCAGAGGAUCGCCCACAACCGCAAACCUGAGGAGGUGUUUAGGAGGAACGAGAGUCCGGUUCCAGCGAAACCCAGUUUACCGGUGUCGCGGUUUGUCAACAACGUGAGCACGACCGGCUACCCGCUGACGUUACAGCGGCACGAAGAGCCCCAGCCCCCUCGCCAACCCCCGCCUGCCCCCUCACAGCCCGAACCGGUCACCAGUCCCGAGAAGGAACGGGAGAGGAGACCCCCUCAAGCCCCCAGCACACCUUUAUAUAAGUACUUGAUUGACUAUCCUCCAAUAAAGUCACCGGAGCAACGCCGCCGUUACAAGGAAGACUUCAACAACAACUACGACGAGUACCGGAAACUCCACACCAUCGUCGCCAAGGUCUCCGGCAAGUUCGCCCAGCUCGAGCAACGGCUGCUCAGUGAGGAAAAGGACAGCGAAGGCUGGAAGAGAAUAAAGAAUCAGAUCUUACAAGAAUACCAGGAGAGCAAAAAAGACAAACAGCACCACGACGCGAGGAAGAGGUUCCAGUAUCUCCACGACAAGUUGUCCCACAUCAAGAAGUUGGUCCUGGACUACGACGCCGCCCACUCCACGUAGCUGCAGGCCGCCCAUUCCACCCACUCGCCACCACAUAUAUUUUUGUAUUUAAUAUGGAACUCAUUUCUCCUGAAAUUUGUUUAGGUUUGUACGUACUACGACUUUGUUAGCUCAGUUGAUCAUUAUACUAUUAUUGUUAGUAAUAAGUUGUUAGCAAUAAAAUCGGUUUUAUUGCUUUUCCCCCCGCUACUUUGGAACAGUUACCAUCUGCGCGUUUUUCGGGAGGAAGUUUCUAGAUUUUUUUUAAUUUUCGGGAUGGUCCACACAACUCUUCAAGUGCCCAAAUCCGCCAGCUGCCUUAUUUGGGUUUGUCCGAUGUUCUAGUCCAGUUUUAUUUCGAGAUUUCACUUCGAGAUCGCCAGUGUCUAUUUUGCUUUAUCUCGUUUUAGGCGCAGUUCCAACUGCCGGUUUUAUCUCAUUUAUUUUUUCUGUUAAGUUUAAUUAAUCUCAGACUCUCUUUAUUGUGUUUUAAAAUUAAGCUAAUUUUAAUGAGUUUAAUUGCUUUAAAUAAUUGUUGUUUAAGCUCAAUUGAGAUUUUAUGCAAAAUAUGUUGAAUUUCAAAGCUUCUUACUGUUUGUCAAGAUAUUAUAUUGUAUAAUGGUAUA
Homalodisca vitripennis (glassy-winged sharpshooter) is the source of this 2247-nucleotide messenger RNA. RefSeq names its product RNA polymerase II elongation factor Ell (gene Su(Tpl)). The record is from RefSeq and is a predicted model, not a curated record. The coding region runs from base 38 to 1642 and encodes 534 amino acids. Gene Ontology annotation, biological process: positive regulation of transcription elongation by RNA polymerase II; transcription elongation by RNA polymerase II; snRNA transcription by RNA polymerase II. Gene Ontology annotation, molecular function: cis-regulatory region sequence-specific DNA binding. NCBI's taxonomy places the organism in Eukaryota, Metazoa, Arthropoda, Insecta, Hemiptera, Cicadellidae. Gene Ontology annotation, cellular component: transcription elongation factor complex. The transcript is spliced from 11 exons.